AUGACGCAGACGGAACUCCUGCAGGAACUGGCGAACGAGUGUCGUUACGACAAGAUGGUCCGACCGCCUGGCGUGGUGAACGAGACGGACCCGAUUAAAAUUUACACCAGAGCCUUUAUCUACACGAUAAAGUCCAACAUGGCCAAAACUCUGCAAUUCGACGUGCACCUGAUGAUGCAGUUCCGGUAUCUGGACAAGAGAUUGAAAUUCGCCGACAUAGCUCCUUACAUGAAUCAGAUAUACGGCGGUCAGAACGCGCACGAGCUGAUCUGGACGCCCACCGUGUACGUCGCGAACGACCGCAAGUCGGCCGUUAUGGGAAACACCGUCAAGGAUCUGCUCAUCUCCAUCAGCCCGUACGGAAUGGUCAUUCUGAACACGAGAUUGGAAGCCACCAUGAACUGCGGACUCCGAUUGGAAAAGUUUCCGUUCGACGUCCAAGAGUGUCCGCUGGUGUUCGAGAGCUGGAUUCACAACGUGAACGAUAUGGUGCUGGAAUGGGACGACGAUCCGAUCGUAAUUGCGAGCAAUUUGUAUCUGACGGAGUACAAGCUCGUGGACACGUGGGUGAAUCGUUCCGGAGUGUCCUACACCUCGUCCCCGUAUCAUUACGGACAUUUCGCCGGCAACUUCAGCUCGAUAAACAUCACGUUCAAAUUGGCCCGCGAAAUGGGAUUCUUUAUGAUGGACUAUUACGUGCCGUCCAUAUUAAUUGUGGUCGUUUCCUGGGUGUCCUUCUGGCUGCAUCAGGACGCGAGCGCGCCGCGGAUAAUGUUGGGAACAAACACCAUCCUGGCGUUUAUGACGCUCGCGUCGAAAGUGGAAAAUUCCCUGCCGAAGGUCUCUUACAUAAAAGCGAGCGAGAUUUGGUUCUUGGGCUGCACGAUAUUCUUGUUCUCGGCGAUGGUCGAGUUCGCCUUCGUGAAUAUUAUCUACAGACGAACAAAGAACGUACCGCUGAAAAAAGUCAACAGCAAGUACAUUCUCAAGUCGACGUUGACGCCGCGACUGGCGAGGAAGCAGUUUCAGAAAAAUACAACCGGAAUGGAACGAUCGCGAUCGUGGUCGUCGCUGGACAACGCGAACACCAACAGCGAGCAGGACUUCUCAAGUCAGAAUUAUCUCACUCUGCAUAGUUUUCCCAGCACAAUCAACAUCCCGUCGGUGAGAAUAGAGGAAGAUAAGGAUCCGAUCGGUAGCGUGACCAGCAUCGACAGCAACCCUCCGCCAAAGUCAAUCUCACGCAGGCCAACUCUUGCCAAGCUGCACAAUUUCACGACGAUGACACCGAAAGAGAUCGCGCUGUGGAUCGACAAACGCAGCAGGAUAGUGUUUCCCGUGUGUUUCAUCAUCUUCAACGUUCUCUACUGGUCCUUCAUAUGGAUCUAA
Pseudomyrmex gracilis is the source of this 1389-nucleotide messenger RNA. RefSeq names its product glycine receptor subunit alpha-2-like. Gene Ontology annotation, cellular component: membrane; synapse; neuron projection. The record is from RefSeq and is a predicted model, not a curated record. The coding region runs from base 1 to 1389 and encodes 462 amino acids. Gene Ontology annotation, molecular function: extracellular ligand-gated monoatomic ion channel activity; neurotransmitter receptor activity; chloride channel activity. The transcript is spliced from 8 exons. Gene Ontology annotation, biological process: nervous system process; regulation of membrane potential; signal transduction. NCBI's taxonomy places the organism in Eukaryota, Metazoa, Arthropoda, Insecta, Hymenoptera, Formicidae.